CCUAGUGAGAGGUGCUGAUCUUGUUGCUGAACCCAUUGAAAAGAUGGACGUCUUCAGCAGGAGCCUGCGGCAGGUCCUCCCGGAGGCCCAGGUCAGCAGCCUGAAGAGCCCACCACGCCACCUGUCCAGGGUGAAUGGCUGGUCGCCGCCCCUCCACCCCUUCCAGGCUGUAGCCUGGGCCAUCUACCUGGUCUUGUCCAUCUUUGUCUUUGGGAUUGUCAUUCCACUCCUGCCAAGCAUCUGGAAGUACAUUGCAUACUCCGUGACCGGUGUUGUGUUCCUCUUCCACUUGGUUGUCCACCUUAUUGCAGUCACCAUCGACCCGGCUGAAGCCAACGUCCGACUCAAGAAUUACUCCAAGCCCAUGCCCACCUUUGACCGCUCCCAGCACCCACAUGUGAUCCAGAAUCUGUACUGCCACCUAUGCGAGGUCACCGUGCAUGAGAAAGCCAAGCACUGUAGUGCCUGCAACAAGUGUGUCGCCGGCUUCGACCACCACUGCAAGUGGCUGAACAACUGCGUGGGGAGCAGGAACUACUGGUUCUUCUUUUGCUCCGUGGCCUCGGCAUUGAUAGGCCUGCUCUGCACGAAGGUCCUCUUGCUGUACGUCUGCAUCCAGCACUUCAUCAACCCCAACAAACUCCGCACGGAUCCCAGCUACAAAGACAUCAGCGCUGUGACUGUAUGGCUGCUGUUCCUGCCCAGGUGGCACGUGCCUGUGAAGACCCCUGUGGCCCUUUGUAUGAUGGGCGGAAUGCUGCUGGUGGGCGUGGUCAGCUUUGUGCUUCUCGGGCACCUGCUUGUCUUCCAUAUCUACCUGCUGAUCAAGAACAAAAGCACGUUUGACUACAUCAAGCAUGCCCGCUUACAGCAAGGGCCAGAGCCACCAGGGAGGACGCAGCUGGUGCUGCCCGUGAAGGAGGCAGUUCCACAGGCCCUUGGCAAGAAUCAGGUCACCCAGGAAAGAUGUGCUGGGCCCAGAAAACUCCCAGGCCAUCCUGGCUGCUACCAGGGCAGGACAAUGGCUUGCAGCAGGACUGGGCAAGACCAGCCAAGUCCAGCAAAGCACCGCAGACUGAAUCUCGCACAGCCCCUCCACCACCUGCUGCCAUGA
This is a messenger RNA of Octodon degus (degu), 1114 nucleotides long. Its product is annotated as probable palmitoyltransferase ZDHHC11. The record is from RefSeq and is a predicted model, not a curated record. Gene Ontology annotation, biological process: protein targeting to membrane; peptidyl-L-cysteine S-palmitoylation. Gene Ontology annotation, molecular function: protein-cysteine S-palmitoyltransferase activity. The transcript has 8 exons. Gene Ontology annotation, cellular component: Golgi apparatus; endoplasmic reticulum. The coding region runs from base 44 to 1114 and encodes 356 amino acids. Lineage: Eukaryota; Metazoa; Chordata; Mammalia; Rodentia; Octodontidae.